Molecule: messenger RNA, 1263 nt
Organism: Ornithodoros turicata
Lineage: Eukaryota; Metazoa; Arthropoda; Arachnida; Ixodida; Argasidae
Product: gastric triacylglycerol lipase-like
Exons: 9
Coding region: 82-1224 (380 amino acids)
Biological process (GO): lipid metabolic process
Molecular function (GO): hydrolase activity, acting on ester bonds
Source: RefSeq, a predicted model, not a curated record
UGCUCUACCGGCAGCCCAGCCUGGUGGCAAUCCUCCCUGCUCAGACACUGGCAUUAGCUUUCCGUCGUCUGCCAAGGAUAAAUGCACUGCGCUCCUCCUAGCUUCAGCUGCAAUCACGAGGAACGUUUAGUAACGGGGAAAGGAUACCCUUUCGAGCGACACUUGGUAACGACGAAGGACGGAUACAUAAUCGAAAUGCAUCGAAUUCCACACGGCAGAAAACCCUGUCAAGAACUCUGCCAUCGUACUCCAGUCUUCUUGAUGACUGGACUAAUGGCGGAUUCAACGACGUUCGUUUUGGAUUUCCCUGAACAAUCGUUGGGGUUUGUCCUCCCUGACAACGGUUAUGACCUGUGGCUCGGUAACACAAGGGGGACAGCAUUUGGCAGACGUCAUAAGAUAAUUGGUGCACGCUCACGGGACUUCUGGAAUUUCAGCUUUCACGAGCAUGCCAUAUAUGACGCCACUGCGGAGAUCGAUUAUAUCCUGGAAAACAGAAAAGCCGAAAGUCUGCUAUACGUUGGGCUAUCUCAAGGGACCCUCAUGUUCUUCACGCUGCUCUCCGAGAAUCCCAGUUACAACAAGAAGAUAAGAGCCUUCGCUGGCCUCGCACCCUUUCGAAAGUUGGCCCACAUUAGAGUUGCCGGUCUGAAUGUGAUCAAGCCCUACAUGAGAAGAUUCCUAGUGGGCUUCGAACACGCGGGCGUCCUCGAGCUCGGACACAACAGGUAUCCGGGAAUGAAGGCGGUGCGUACUAUAUGCGCACUGCCUUUCAGACGCGUCUGUGCUGUAACAGCUGAUACGUUCGGGAAUUUGGGCAGCAAGUACAUGAACAUAUCCAGAUUCCCAGUGUACUUGUGCUAUCUUCCAUCGGGGACAUCGGUUAAGAACUUAAUGCAUUACGAACAGUUAGUAGCGGGUAAGAAAGCCCAGAAAUUCGAUUAUGGUGCUGAAACCAAUAUGGACGUCUAUGGGCAGGAGGAGCCACCGGAAUAUAAUUUGGACAACGUGAAGACAGAUGUGGGAUUAUUCUGGAGCAAGGGAGAUCAGUUCAUACCUCCUGAAGACGUCGAAGAACUGGUUGCUGAUCUUGGUGAACGAGUCAAGAAAGCCGUCUUCAUUGACGAUACUUUCUAUACUCAUGCCGAUUUCGCCGUUGCACUCAACAAUCCCACAGUCCUUUAUGGCGAGUUGCUGGAGUUUCUCGGAAGGUACAUCUCUUAAGGACUCAAUAAAGCAGGAAUGUUAACGGUGCCGUAGAAA